Nothobranchius furzeri (turquoise killifish) is the source of this 3855-nucleotide messenger RNA. Its product is annotated as KIAA2013 ortholog. NCBI's taxonomy places the organism in Eukaryota, Metazoa, Chordata, Actinopteri, Cyprinodontiformes, Nothobranchiidae. The record is from RefSeq and is a predicted model, not a curated record.
CUGACAGCACGUUCAUGUCCAGCUGCCAUUUAAACAAAGAGCAAGACGAACCAAACCAGAAGUGUCAGCCGACAAAAGUCCACUAAGAAGUCAGGCGAUUUUUGUUUUACUCGAAAACCCAUCAAAGGAAACUAAAUACUUUCUGAGUUAAAGCAGCGAUCUGCGUCGCACACGUCCAACUCGGUAAAUGAAGAUAAAAACGAGGCGGGAAGCGUAUUUUCGACAGAAUUCGAUAUCAGUGUUAGCUGCUUAGCUAGGCUACUGUCCUCGGUGGACCCUGUAACUAGACUCGAUGUAACGUUUUAAAUGCACUUCUCCGCGGGAGAAACUGUGGACUAAACUUAAUGUAACACCUCAAAUCUCCCUUCUCAUGCCGGAAACGGAUCAUUAACCCCAUGUGACAUCUUUGGGUUUCCUGUUUGCGGUAGACACUGAUAACUAAACUUGAUGUGACUCAUUAGCUGACCUCAGCAGCACCCUGGGUGCCGUGUUGAGACGCAGACGCUUAGGUGGGCUUCCGUUGUUCUAUCACAAAAUGUGGCUGCAGCAGAGACUGAAGGGGCUCCCGGGGUUGUUAUCCAGCAGCUGGGCAAGGAGGGUCCUCAUCGGGGUGCUCCUCCUCCUCAUCUUCUACUGGUACCUGGGAGCGGGCGGCAGGUGGACGUUCCUGGGCGGCCCGUCCCUGCACGGAGGCGCGGUGGGACAGUGUCUCCAGACCGAGAUCCACAGGUGGAGGUCCAUCGUAGAACGGGGAGAGGGGGUCUACAGGUCACCGGAGGAACCGCUGGACACGCCUUUUGUGUCCGGUAAUGGACACAUAUUGAUCGACGUCGACUCUAACAGGCUGUGGGUGUCUUCGGCUCCGCAGCCCGGCUCGGCUCCGGUUCUCCAGACCGAAUUCUCCCCGAGGAUGGGAGUUAAUCUGGACGGCGAGCGGGCUGUGGCCCGGGCCAGCAUGCUGUGGUUCCGGAAGGGAGCCGUGCUGUCAGUCCGCUGCGUUUUAACGGCCGCGGCGCAGUCCUCCCGGGACUGCGUUGCUAUUCGGGAGGAAUUCAUGGCCCACCGGAGCAGACCCAACGUGUACCUGCAGCGAAUCCACGUGAGCAACCCCUCAGACAGAACCGUCACCCUGGACAUCACCUCCGACAACCCGACCCACAGGAGCAAGUUCUCCACCAGUGUGGAGACCUUGGAGAACCGAGAGGUGGAGCUAUCCUCCGGCAGGGUGGCGGUGGAGAACCAGAUGGUGCUGGUGGUGGUGGUGACCAGAAAGCCCACCAUCAGGGUCCAGGUCCAGGCCAAAUCUGAGUAUUCAGACAGUGUCCUGUCCGUGGUGUGGACCUCACAACCCAUUGAUCCUUCCAAGCUGGAGGAGACCUUCAGCACCCUCCGAGAUGGAGCCAAGAAGGAGAUGGAGGAGCUGCUGAGGACUGAUGUCGCCAACCUUGUUCUGGAUCACCAGAAGGCCUGGAUGGACCUGUUCAUUUCAGGUGUUGAAAUGAGGAGGAUCACGGACUCCCACACCCCGUCCAGCCGUACGGUGAACACCACCCUUUACUACAUCCUGUCCGCCACCACGGCGCCCCUGCUGGACAACCGGCUGGCCAGUGAGGAUCGAGCUCGUCUGGAGUCCAGCCUGAACUACGCCGACCACUGCUUCAGCGGCCACGCCACCAUGCACGCUGAGAACCUGUGGCCCGACAGGGUGAGCAGCACCGCUCAGAUCCUUCAGCUGGUCACCUUGUGGACUCUGACGCUGCAGAAAAGAGGCUGCAAGGUCCUGGUGGCUACCGGCGCCCACGGGGCCAUGCAGGGCAUGGUGCUCAGCUUCGGUGGCCUCCAGUUCACGGAGAACCACCUUCAGUUCCAGGCCGACCCGGAUGUGCUGCACAACAGCUACUCCCUGAGAGGGAUCCACUACAACCAGGACCUGAUCAACCUGGCGGUGCUGCUGGACCCCGACGGAAAACCCUUCCUCCACGUCUCGGUGAAGCAGCAGGAGACGGCGGUGAAGCUGUACGCCUGCGAGGCCGGCUGCCUCAACGAGCCUGUCGAGCUGACGUCAGAGGUCAAAGGUCACACAUUCCCCAUCAUGGUGACUCAGCCCAUCACGCCGCUGCUCUACAUCUCCACCGACCUGCGCCACCUGCAGGACCUCCGUCACACCCUGCACCUCAAAGCUAUCCUGGCCCACGAGGAGCACAUGGCCAACAGGUACCCGGGUCUGCCCUUCCUGUUCUGGUUCAGCGUGGCGUCGCUCAUCACGCUCUUCCACCUCUUCCUCUUCAAGCUGAUUUACAACGAGUACUGCGGCCCCGGGGCCAAGCCCCUCUUCAGGAGCAAGGUCUUCGGGAAACGUGAGGACGGCUCCUGCGACUCCUUGGAUGCUCCUUAAGCUCUGUUGCAGCGCAUGUGGAUGCAUUAACAUGGGGGGGGGGGGGGGGGUCUGCUGCUGUUGCAUGUUUAACCACCUGCACCUUUCCCGGGAAUAACAUCCUGAAUGACCUGAUUCCCAAUCCUGCUGUCGAUGAUCUUCUGCGGCGUUGGAACGACAAUUCCGUUAAAUCCCUAAUUAUUCCCGUCUGUCGACACUCGGCUGUAAUCUAACACCAGAUUCGUCCUUCCACCAGUAGGACACCUGGAUAUCUGGCUUUGGUGGAAAAAUGGUGUUUAAAGGAGUUUUUGACAUGAAUCAAAGGGGGAAGAUCUUAUUUUUCUCUAAAUGUAACAAAUUAUAAAAAGGAUCAACUUGUGUGAGAACCUCCGUGCUGUCCUCGCGUAGGAAACGUUGGGCUUGACGAAACUCCCGUGUCCAAAGGUGGUUUAGUUUCGUGUCUGACUGCUGGGCUCGUCAAAGACCAGCGAUUCCCGCCACGCCGUCCUCGGAACGCCGGAUACAACUCAACAAGUGAAGGAAAAACUAAACUCCAGCAGAUAAAACCAGAGAGCUGCUUCAGCCGCUCGACUUUGUGACGGUUCAGAUCCUCUGGAGGGAGAAAACCACGGCAGGCUGUUUUUAUUAUUCCCGCAGGAUUAAUACGUAAUCCCGGCAGUAGCUCCCGCUGCCAACCAAUAACCAUUCAAUUAUUAGUGAUUAUAAAAUAAUAAAGGUGAUUUUGACCGCAGAUGUUUGGCUACUGGUGCCACUCUGACUAGCUGUUAGCUCAUCAAUCUGAUCAGUUAGUCUCCGUUUCUCCAAACUGAGGUUGAGUGCGUGUUCUCUGUACCAGACGUUAUUGGUGAAAAAGUUCCUUUAAUUCAGUCUGGAGAAAUGAGCGCAGGAAUUCUGGAUCAUUGAAGGCGCUUCAGGAAACCCGGCGAGUCGUCGGUCGACGCCGUCUCAGGUACGAAGUUUGGAUCCAGUUUCUGUCCAGAACCAACCUGCCUUUGUUGUUUUUCUUAUUCAGCCACCAGAGACCGGAGAGGAGCAUCAGGGUCGGACGACCCGGACCGGGAACGCUCCGGAGUUUGUGUAAAUAAUGAGAAUUUACUGAUUUUCUUCCUUUUUCCGUUUUGAUUUCAGCAUCAGCUGUUGGGUUUUUCAGAAUAAGAGCAUCCUUAUUUCCGGCCCUGCGGAGGUUGAGCUGGCGAUCGUUAUAAAUCAGGCUCAUGAACACGCUUCAGCUGAUUGGUCAGUCCUCUCUAAUGUGAACUACUGAGUGCCUUAAUGAAGAAAGGAGGUCAUUUAUUGAGUCGCUGGUAAAACAUUCAGAUUCUCACUUGGAUGUUUCGUCGAAACCGAAGCGAAAUAGAAAUUUGGAGUUUGGUUUUUUUGGGAAUGAAUCGUGGAAUUCUUGUGAAUUUUUGUUUGUUGUUUGUUGGAAUCUGAUCGAAUAAAAACCUGAAACAGAUAAA